Linum trigynum is the source of this 1479-nucleotide messenger RNA. The record is from the annotation of a GenBank genome assembly. NCBI's taxonomy places the organism in Eukaryota, Viridiplantae, Streptophyta, Magnoliopsida, Malpighiales, Linaceae.
UACGACCUGUGUUCUUGUGGCUAAUCAUCAAAUUCUUUGGUUUCCAAAAUUUUGGUGCACGAAAUCAUGUCGACCGCAGAUGGAGUCUGGAAGGCACAACCAGCUACCAUCAUGGCUAUCGGAACUGCUAAUCCUCCCAAUUGCUUUCUUCAGGCCACUUUCCCUGACUGCUAUUUUCGCGCCACCAACAACCAGCACCAAUCGGAGCUCAAGGCCAAGUUCGAACGCAUCUGUGAAAAGUCGAUGAUCAAGAAACGUUACUUGCACAUGACCGAAGAGCUUGUCCUAAAAAACCCCAACCUAGCUUCUUACAUGGCUUCCUCGCUGGACGAGCGACAGGAUAUGGUUGUGGCAGAGGUCCCAAAGCUUGGCGAAGCAGCAGCCAUAAAAGCCAUCAAGGAAUGGGGACGGCCGCAGUCCGAAAUCACCCACCUGAUUUUCAGCACCAGCACGUGUGGGAACAUGCCUGGGGCCGAUUACCAGUUGAUCAAGCUCUUGGGCCUCAGCCUUUGUAUCAACCGUUUUAUGAUAUACCAACAAGGCUGCUUUGGUGGUGGCACUGGGCUCCGCCUUGCCAAGGAUCUGGCGGAGAACAACAGAGGUGCCAGAGUCCUAGUCGUUUGGUCCGAAAUAACCACCAUAAGCUUCCGUGGGCCACCCAACGGAUCGGAGGAUGUGUCAACCCUCGUGGGCCAGGCCUUGUUUGGGGAUGGUGCCGCUGCAGUCAUCGUGGGCUCGCAUCCGAUCUGCAGAGUAGAGAAAGCCUUGUUCGAGGUAGUCUCCGCGGGCCAGACUACCGUGCCUGGUUCAGAUGGUGCGAUAGUUGGACGCACCCGUGAAGCUGGCCUGGUGUAUCACUUGUCCAAGAGUCUCUCGGAUCUCGUGGCCCAAAACAUCGAGACGUGUCUGGCCGAGGCUUUCAAAUCUCAUGGCAUAUCCAACUGGAACUCCAUCUUUUGGGCAGUCCAUCCAGGCGGGCCUAAGAUUCUGGACAAGAUUGAGGCUCGGCUGUCGCUCCAACCUAAGAAACUACGGGCCACAAGGCAUGUGCUGGCCGAGUAUGGGAAUAUGUGGAGUGGUAGUGUGAUCUUUGUACUGGAUGAGAUCAGAAAGAAUUUGGCCCAAGAUGUUUUGAAGACCUCAGGAUGGGGUGUCCUUCUUGGAUUUGGGCCAGGGCUCACUAUUGAGACCGUGGUUCUACGUAACGUCAUUGCCUGACGGCUACACGUGCCGAGCUUCAUCCCCCUUAUGACAAGGACUGCAUGUAGUGUCAUUUCAUGUAUUAUUAUUAUUAUUUUGUUGGUUUUGUUUGGCUGAUUUUCCGCAUGCUGUUGUUCUUCUUGUGAGUUCUUCCUGUUUUUCCAAUGCUUGUCUAAAAAAUAAAUAAAAAUAGUUUGGUUAUUAUUCUCGUGUCUUUCAUGCGCGUCCCGUGUUUAAAGAGUUUGGUUUUCGAAGAUAUAAUAAAGACAAAGAUAAUCA